AUGCCUCCCAAAAAACCCGUCUCGGGCCUCACAAGAACCUACCUCUUCCUCUACAACCUCCUCAGCCUCAGUCUCUGGGCGACCUGCACCCUGCGAGCGGCAGUCCUACUGUCCCAGCAACUCUCGGAUGAAAGCAUCAAUGGCUUUGACGCACUCCCCUCCAUCUUCACACAGGUCUUCCCACUGCUCCUCAUCACGCAGUCCCUCGCCGGCCUCGAGAUCCUCCACUCCCUCGUCGGCCUUGUGCGCGCCCCACUGCUCACGACCACAAUGCAGGUUACCUCUCGCUUCGUGGUGGUCUGGGGCGUGAUGUUCCUGUUCCGUGAAGGCGCCGUUGAUCUGUCGGGCUUGUUAGGGCCGGCGGUGGGGGCCAAGCACCAGCAGCAGCCUGUGGGUGUCGCUGAGGGUGAUGGACUGGUGGGUCUGGUUGGGGAGACUCAAUACUGCGAUUUUGCCUUUUUGGGCUGCAUGUUUGCUUGGGGCGUGACGGAGUGUAUUCGUUAUGGGUUUUUUGCGAUGCAGUUGGGCGGUGUGUCGGUGCCUACGUGGUGGCAGUGGUUGAGAUAUAAUACCUUUUUCGUCCUGUAUCCUAUCGGUAUCGCAUCGGAAUGCGUGUUUAUGUACUUCAGCCUAGGCCAUGCUGAGAAAUAUGUGCACGUCUACUACAAAUGGGUCAUGAUGGGUAUUAUGGCGAUUUAUGUCCCAGGAAGUUAUAUCCUCUACACGCACAUGAUGUCGCAGCGGAGAAGGGUUAUGAGGGGGAAGAGCCGCGUUGAUUGA
Molecule: messenger RNA, 780 nt
Organism: Talaromyces atroroseus
Lineage: Eukaryota; Fungi; Ascomycota; Eurotiomycetes; Eurotiales; Trichocomaceae
Exons: 3
Coding region: 1-780 (259 amino acids)
Biological process (GO): fatty acid elongation; very long-chain fatty acid biosynthetic process; sphingolipid biosynthetic process
Cellular component (GO): endoplasmic reticulum membrane
Molecular function (GO): 3-hydroxyacyl-CoA dehydratase activity
Source: RefSeq, a predicted model, not a curated record